This is a messenger RNA of Trichoderma atroviride IMI 206040, 2106 nucleotides long. RefSeq lists its product as uncharacterized. The record is from RefSeq and is a predicted model, not a curated record. NCBI's taxonomy places the organism in Eukaryota, Fungi, Ascomycota, Sordariomycetes, Hypocreales, Hypocreaceae.
CUCAGAGGACCCCACUAGCCCACAUCUCCGCAGGUUGUGGCUGGUCAACUUAUUUAAGCAAAACAGGGGUACAGCGGAAAAUCGGCAUCAGUUAAUCCGAGCUGCUCUCUGCGGAUAUGGGCAAUUUUCUGUAAGUCGAUAUCGCACACCACCUUCGUGCGUGGGCAGUUGAAUCUUCAAUUUCGCAGCGCAACUUCUAUUCAAAAUGUCGCUCUAUUCUGCAGGCAACUGCCUCAGGCCAGUAGUUCGGCAAUUGUCGUCUACUUCACGCAGCUUCUCAACAACCCCGGCCAUUCUCUCCAAUGCCGUCCCGCCCGAAUCUCCCUCUUACAUCCGACUUCCUUCCCCUCCUCAGUCUCAAACUGACGAAGUCAAGCCACCUCGAGUAAGAGGCUCACUGCCAGUGCCGCGGCAGGUGUUCCUUCGAUCCGAAGGCGAUCGCAAAAUCAAGCCCGAUUAUAUCAACAAGACAGCCCCGAGGUCUGCCAAUGCACGGGAACCCAAGAACGAUUCUCAGAGAUGGAAGAGAGAAAUGGCUGAAACCCGAAGAACGAAUCUUGAGCAAGGUUUGAAGGCACUCUAUACACGCCGCGAGAAGAGCGAUGCAAUUAGGAACGCCCGCGUAAGCCGCAAAUUCAAGGAGAACAACGAGGCUGCUGCUGCGCCAGAAAGAGAAGACGACAGACUCACGCGAAGCACCGUCCUGGAUGCUAUUCUGGACACCAAAACAUACCCCGACCCAGAGCGCUUUGCCCGUGCCCAGCGUAGCCAGGUCAAGGUCCAGAAGAAAGAGAAGGCUAAAUACGAAGCUCGACGGGAUGCUCUUAUGGAGCUGUAUAUCAACGCCUCCAACUUCAUCGUCCAGGAAAGCGAGCUCAAGGCUGAGAUUGAUGAGAUUUUCAGCGAGGACUACUUCAGGAAACAAAGUCAAUACUUCCAACGGUAUGGUACAACCGAAAACGCUUGGGGAAUCUACGGAAAGCCUCCCUCCAUCGCAAACAUGCUGGAAACCACAACUGGAAAUUCAACCAAGCUCAUGGAUUACUACGAGUCCGAAUAUGAUCGCUCCGUUAAGCGGCAGAAGAGGAUUGCUGAGGAAUUUACGGGAGGCAAAAUGGAGUAGCGAUAAUGAGAAUUUUCUUGUAAAAAAAAAAAAAUGAAGAAGUAGAAUAUCAUGCGCCCUUACAGCGCAUUGCAAUGUAUUAUAUAUAUAUCAGAAACACUUGGAAAAAUUCCACAUUCAAGCUUCACAAAUUAAACACAGCUCAAGCUAUGCCAUUCAAAAUAGUUUCUCAAUUGCAUACAAUUACGAAGAAAAAGGAUCAUUUAGCGUUAAUUAGGUCCAAACAAGGCACUCUGCCAAUGCCCAAAAACUAUCGCCACAGAUACACGCGAAAAUUCAAAAAAGGGGCAAGAUAUGCUCUCUAACCAUAAAACGCCAGUUGUGCAAUAUUCCCAGGAAGUUUAGUUUGCCUGAAAUGAGUAUGUACAUGUCGUAACCUGCACAAAAAUGCCUCUUCGCAUCCUGGAUGGAAUCGAAGCUGCUCUUCUCAUCGCUUUUCGACAAGCAAGAUGUGCAUCGCGGCAUAGGCGAGAACGACGAAGGCGGCGGCAAAGAUACCAAGGUUUCUAAUAUCGGACCAAAGGGCGCCGUUUUGGAAUCCAAAGGAGCUAAGAAUAGCGGCACCAGGGACAGUAAUAUCAAGGCCGUACUUUUUGUCCACCAGUGUAAGCUCUAUGACUUCGUUGACGAUGAGCGAUUCAAAGCCAUAGUGGAAAAUAGAGAGGGUCUGAAGCCACAGAGCACCCUUUGGUGUGGCGUCGUGAUUAAGGAGGAAACCAGCGAAGAGGAGGCUGAACAGCAUCACCAAGCUACCAAUCAAGUUGGCUACACCACCGUCCUUGCAAACAAUGCCGAUAAACAGACAGAUGGCUGCUGCUGCCAGAUUAAAUAGGACUAAAACAAGCAUGAACUUGAAGAAAUGCGCCGAAUCUGGCACCAAGCCCGUCAUUGGGUAGAUGAUGGAACCCAUGAGAAUCGGUGGAAUGAUUCUCAAAGGAAUAAUAUCGAACAGGACUUUGGCGGCAAAAUAAGUGGCUGGGGAA